UUGCAAAUUCCCGGACUGCUGGGAGCAGAGAAGGAAAGGGGCGGAGGAGAGAGGGCUGCUGCGGGCGCCGUGCAGGGGGCACCCGGGGCCCGAGGGGCUGACGGCCGGUCGGGGAGAAGCCGCUCGCGGCGGGCCGUUCUGCCUCCGGUGGCCUCACCAGGAAGCGUCAGAGUCUUGACACCGGGGAAGCUCCGGGCGCCGCCGCCGCCGCCUCCCUCCCGGCACUGGGUCCCCGAGCCCCCGCCCCGGCUCCGGGCCAGCCCUCCGCCCUCCGGGACCCUCCGGCUCGGGCGCCUUCCCGGGCGAUGGCUGGCCGCUGAGCAUGGCUCAGUACGGCCACCCCAGCCCGCUCGGCAUGGCUGCGAGAGAGGAGCUGUACAGCAAAGUCACCCCGCGGAGGAACCGCCAGCAGCGCCCCGGCACCAUCAAGCAUGGAUCGGCGCUGGACGUACUCCUGUCCAUGGGGUUCCCCAGAGCCCGCGCACAAAAAGCCUUGGCAUCCACAGGAGGAAGAAGUGUUCAGGCAGCAUGUGACUGGUUGUUCUCCCACGUCGGCGACCCCUUCCUGGAUGACCCCCUGCCCCGGGAGUACGUCCUCUACCUCCGCCCCACCGGCCCCUUAGCGCAGAAGCUCUCCGACUUCUGGCAGCAGUCGAAGCAGAUCUGCGGCAAGAACAAGGCGCACAACAUCUUCCCUCACAUCACCCUCUGCCAGUUCUUCAUGUGUGAGGACAGCAAGGUGGACGCCCUGGGGGAAGCCCUGCAGACCACCGUCAGUCGCUGGAAAUGUAAGUUCUCAGCGCCGCUGCCCCUGGAGCUCUAUAUCUCCUCCAACUUCAUCGGCCUCUUCGUGAAGGAAGACAGCGCAGAGGUCCUCAAGAAGUUUGCCGCCGACUUUGCUGCAGAGGCUGCCUCCAAAACCGAAGUGCACGUGGAGCCUCAUAAGAAGCAGCUGCACGUGACCCUGGCUUACCACUUCCAAGCCAGCCACCUGCCCACGCUAGAGAAACUCGCCCAGAACAUUGAUGUCAAACUCGGGUGCGACUGGGUGGCUACCAUAUUCUCCCGGGAUAUCCGAUUUGCUAACCACGAGACGUUACAGGUGAUCUACCCCUACACCCCGCAGAACGACGAUGAGCUGGAGCUGGUCCCUGGGGACUUCAUCUUCAUGUCGCCCAUGGAGCAGACCAGCACCAGUGAGGGCUGGAUCUACGGCACGUCCCUGACCACAGGCUGCUCUGGACUCCUGCCUGAGAACUACAUCACCAAGGCUGACGAGUGCAGCACCUGGAUAUUUCAUGGUUCUUACUCGAUCUUAAAUACGCCAUCUUCCAAUGCGCUCUCAUUUGGGGAUGGCAUCCUGGAGAGGCGACAGUAUGAGGACCAGGGCCUGGGGGACACGGCGCCCCUGACCAUCAUCUGCCAGCCCACCCAGCCUCUGAGGAUCGGCAGCCAGCCUGGCCCUCAAAAGAGAUGCCUCUUCGUGUGUCGGCACGGUGAGAGGAUGGAUGUUGUUUUUGGGAAGUACUGGCUAUCCCAGUGCUUCGACGCCAAAGGUCGCUACAUACGCACUAACCUGAACAUGCCUCAUAGCUUACCUCAGCGGAGUGGUGGUUUCCGAGAUUACGAGAAAGAUGCUCCAAUCACCGUGUUCGGAUGUAUGCAAGCAAGACUCGUGGGUGAAGCCUUGUUAGAGAGUAACACCAUCAUUGACCAUGUCUACUGCUCUCCGUCCCUGCGCUGUGUCCAGACUGCAUACAACAUCCUGAAAGGUUUACAACAAGAAAAUCACUUGAAGAUCCGCGUAGAGCCUGGUUUAUUUGAGUGGACAAAGUGGGUCGCUGGGAACACAUUACCUGCGUGGAUACCGCCAUCAGAGUUAGCUGCAGCCAACCUGAGUAUUGAUACAACCUACAGACCUCACAUUCCAGUCAGCAAAUUAGUGGUUUCAGAAUCCUAUGACACCUAUAUCAGUAGAAGUUUCCAAGUAACAAAGGAAAUAAUAAGUGAAUGUAAAAGUAAAGGAAAUAACAUCCUGAUUGUGGCCCAUGCAUCUUCCCUUGAAGCGUGUACCUGCCAACUUCAGGGCCUGUCACCUCAGAACUCCAAGGACUUUGUACAAAUGGUCCGAAAGAUCCCCUACUUGGGGUUUUGUUCCUGUGAAGAAUUAGGAGAAACUGGAAUCUGGCAGCUGACAGACCCACCAGUCCUCCCUCUUACCCAUGGACCAACUGGGGGCUUCAACUGGAGAGAGACCCUGCUGCAAGAAUAAACGCAUGAGCGAACAAGAAGAAAAGACUUGAGGAAGGCUUUGGGAGAAGUGUCUCUUUGUGUACUUAGUAACAGUGGGAAAGUCUGCACCACAUCCUAAGUGGACAGCUCAGAAUAAUUUAGCAUAUUUCCUUUCAGGCUUUAACGUUCUUAGGAUGAGACCAUGUCAAGGAGAGAAAGACUCGAUUCAGGGAAAAAAAUUCAUUCUCCCUGGACUCUUGCCUCGCUAACAAGGCUUUCAAGAAUUGUCUUCCUAUACAGGGGCACCUGCUACAGCAGAGGAUGUUUCCUCCCUUCCAUCUGUGCUAAGGAGCCUGGGUCCUCCCAAAGAGAGCUGCCAGCCUACUCUGAGGAAGGAUGCAGGAAAAUCCAGCUGGAGGGACACCAAGCUGCCAGUCCGGUGAUCGGAUUUUCUUUUCUUUUUAACUCCCAUGUUCCAGUUAAAACCAAGCUGCAGAAUUCUUUUAAGGUGAUUAGAAAACAUGCGGUUUCCCAUCAAUUUCUACCCUCGGUAUGACCCACACACCAGUGCUGCUGGCUCAGGCCAUCUGCUGGAGGACUCUUAACCUUCACCCUGGUACUGCCACAUCACAUUUUCUCUAGAGAAAAGCUGACUACAGCUUUUUGCUACCGUCCUACCCCCUUACUUCUAUCUAUCUGUGAAAUGGGGAGACAGAGCAUUUUUGCUCUCCAAAGCACUUUCGGAUACUCAGGAGGAAGAUAAGAUAAACGUGUGACGUAUUCAAUUGUAGGAGCAACGAACUUGCCAAAUAUAUCAAAGGAGUUACUCGAGUCACAGCCUAACGAGCCACAGGACUUCUGAAUCCCAGUGAUUUGCUUGUCUUUGCCCCGAGAGUCUAGACCAUGUUGACUGGUUAAGGAUGUUGACAUUUUCAGAUGUAUGUGAAAUACAUCCUUUGAGUCAGCAAGAAGCUCAUUCUUGUGCAAUAUGGACUUCGUUACAGACCAUACCAAGGGUCAGGUCACUGUACGCUUACAGUACAUGUCAGCCAUAACAGAACACCCACAAAUGCAUCAGUUACAUCCAGAGAUGUGUUAUGAAGUCAGGGAACUAACUUAAACGAUGACAGUCUCGACU
Molecule: messenger RNA, 3370 nt
Organism: Kogia breviceps (pygmy sperm whale)
Lineage: Eukaryota; Metazoa; Chordata; Mammalia; Artiodactyla; Physeteridae
Gene: UBASH3B
Product: ubiquitin associated and SH3 domain containing B
Biological process (GO): negative regulation of protein kinase activity; regulation of osteoclast differentiation; peptidyl-tyrosine dephosphorylation
Cellular component (GO): cytoplasm
Molecular function (GO): protein binding; protein tyrosine phosphatase activity
Source: RefSeq, a predicted model, not a curated record